Messenger RNA from Desarmillaria tabescens, 1865 nucleotides. RefSeq names its product actin regulatory protein. Gene Ontology annotation, biological process: exocytosis; Arp2/3 complex-mediated actin nucleation; retrograde transport, endosome to Golgi. The coding region runs from base 51 to 1517 and encodes 488 amino acids. Gene Ontology annotation, cellular component: WASH complex; early endosome; recycling endosome. The record is from RefSeq and is a predicted model, not a curated record. Gene Ontology annotation, molecular function: alpha-tubulin binding; actin binding; gamma-tubulin binding. The transcript has 4 exons. NCBI's taxonomy places the organism in Eukaryota, Fungi, Basidiomycota, Agaricomycetes, Agaricales, Physalacriaceae.
GGUUUCUCCUUCUGUCACGUCCUCCGUCCUUACCUCCGCCUUCGUUUAUCAUGCCGUCUCAGUCUACGCUGAGCAAGGAAGAGAAGGACAAAGUGAAAUCCGCUAUUCCAGCCCCCUCAAACAAGAUUUUCUAUGCCACGCUUGCCCGAGUCUACUACGCUUACCCGCAGCCGGACGAAUGGUCGUAUUCUGGCCUUCAAGGCGCUCUUGCGCUCACCAAGAACAACUCAAGUGGCGCGCUUUCAUUUAGACUUGUAGAUUUGAGUGGUACAAGAGGUGUUAUAUGGGAACACGAAUUCUACGAUGGUCUGGAUUACUUUGCCGACAGAGCGUUCUUCCAUUCAUUUCCUGGCGACGUCUCUAUGAUUGGAUUUGUGUUCUCCAAUGAGUCGGAAGCCAAAGAUUUCUGGAAGAAAGUGCUCAAAAAGAAGGAUGAGAAGCGCACUGUUGACUGCUCUUCCAUAGCGCCCAAGCCUGAGACAGAGAAGAAGAAGAAGAAGAAGACAAACAAAGGGGGCAAGAUAGACAAAUCCAUGAUUUCAGGACCAACGUCCGGAUCGUUUGUUCACGUUGCGCAUAUGGGCUAUGAUUCAGAGUCCGGCUUCACUUCGAAGGGAGUCGACCCAUCAUGGACAGCUCUACUUGGGCAGCUCGAGAAUUCGGGUAUCGACAAGGAAAUGAUAGCAAAGGAGAUGGACUUUAUCAAGGACUAUCAGCCAGCAGUUGCGAAGGAGCCUAAGAAACCGAAACCGCCACCACCACCGUCACGGAAAGCUCACGGACAGAAUGACAGUAUUAGUGCGCCACCACCACCGCCACCAUUACGAGGACGCCCUCAACUGCCGGCAGCUGCCCCUCCACGCACGCCACAGCCCCCGGCCCGCCCACCACCUGCUACUACAAGUGCACCACCGCCACCCCCAGUCCGCCCGCCAGUCCGAGCAACUCCGGGACCGCCUCCGCCCCCGGCCCGGCCAACGAGCUCAGUACCUGUCGCUCCUCCUCCUCCUCCGGUCCGGCCUUCCCCUUCUCCAGCACCACCGCCGCCAACAGAAGGUGCUCCUAUUUCUUCUCCCCCUCCUCCUCCCCCUCCGCCGCCACCGCCGCCGCCACCACCUACAGGAGGAGCUCCUCCACCUCCACCUCCACCUCCACCACCGCCUCCUCCGCCUCCAUCUGGAGAUCCUCCACCUCCCCCACCACCUCCAGCUGUUGGCGACGGCGGAGUGGUCGCAGGGUUACCUCCUCCACAACCUGGACGCGGAGACCUUCUCGCUUCUAUUCAAGGAAAAGGUAUUCAUUCCCUUCGGAAGACAGAUUCCAAUUCUUCGCCGCCGUCUGGUUCGUCUCGGGGAGAACAAGUUGCUACCGGUGCGGCCGUGGGUGCUGCUGCUGGAGCUGGAGCUGCUGCUGGAGGUGAUUUGACGUCUGCAUUGGCUGAGGCACUACUAGCCAGAAAUAAGAAUAUGGGAGAGAGCGAUGACGACGACGACGACGAUGAUGAUGAUUGGGACUAAUUUUUACAAGUUGUUGUUCUGCACUGGAUAGUAAUUUGCUAGACGACGCAUAAUGCUAAGUACCCUUAUUUUGAAUAACUAGCCCGCUACAAGGAAUACAUGCAGAAAUGAUGGUGCUGUUUUUUAUGACGACUAAAUUCAAAAGCCACAAUUUCUUUUCUUGAAGUCACUUUGCAUUUUGCCUCUACGGCAACGUCUCCAUCCUCAUCAAUUUGAAUGAAAAAACCUUUCACGUAUUGAUACGUUUCUUGAUAUAAUAAAAUGUAGUUCAUUUAUAAAGACUACCUUACCUGUGACUCAGACUGUACAUUGCAAAUUGAAAUAUAUAUAUAAUAGUAUUGAAUAUCA